UUCUAUCAACAAAACACAGCCAAUAAUUUUCAGGGAACUGUUUACUGCUGUUCAGUUUUACUGGGACUAUCGGUUCGCCAGGAGGGACACCACAGUGAGAUGUCGGAUCGUGCGGUCGCUACAUUUGAGAAACCACUUCAGCAUCUCAGUCUUCCGGACUGGCACAGCAGAUUGAACCAGUUGAAAAAUACGGCAUAUAGCAAACGGUCGGAUGCGUUCGACUUGCGCCACGAUGCCCGGAAUCUUCGGAAUGAAACCCGGAUUCAGAGCUAUUGGGAUACUUACCAUAACAAUGACAAGAUUUCCGAUCGGGUUGCGGAACUGGACCGCUGGCGGCAGACGAUGCGGAUCCUGCUGAAGCGGGUGGAUACCGAGAUUGGUGCUUUAAAGGAGGAAAAAUGCUGCACCGAGCGUGAACUGGAUGCACUGAUUACACCACUGACGGUGGUUACGGAAAGUAUCAGCAUGAGGGACUGCCGUUUGGGGUCGGAAUUGACCUACGAUGAAGGUGAUACGGAACUGAAGAAUGAACUGUGCAUCGUCGAGAACAAUCAACGUCUGCUGCGAGAUCAGAACCAAGGAGCCUGGGAGCAGUUGAACCGACUGCAGGAGGUUAAAUUUAAGUUGGAACUGGAUCUAAAUGACAAGGAUGAAGCUCAGGCCAUCGACCAGCAGCAGCUGGAAGUUGACCAACAUUGUGCUAAUGUAACUUUCAAAACCGAUUCGACUAGAGUACCGAAGGGUUCGUGCACUUACAGUAAUUGGUUGGAAUACUGCGAAGAGUUGGUUUCGUUCACGGAGAAGACUUUGGCGGAUUCCGCAGCGGUACGAGAGUCACUCUUUGCAACCCGUGAAAAAGCUAAAAAUAUUUUGAAGGCUCAACAGGAUCGAACGAGUCACACACUUCGUAAAAGAAUUUUCGAAACACAACGUGCUCGUAAUGAACUUGAGUAUCAACAGGGAAAGAUGAAAGAGGAAAUGGACAAAUGUUCGGUCGAAAUAGAAACUCUGGAACGAGCCUGCAGUGACAAACAGGAAGCUCUGAAAGUGGUCGAAACGCGUCUUGAGAAUCGUACUCAACGGUCCGGUAUGGAACUUUGCAUCGAUGAAUCCUAUCACGGUCUCUGCGAUGAGGUGCACAAACUUCGUGACACCAUCAAAAUUGUCCGGGAAAAAAUCAACGCCACCAAAACGAUGUACAACUGUUUGCACGAACUGGCCAAAAACGUAGACCAGGAUCUCGAAAACAAGCAACAUUCGCUCAUGACCGACAUACGUUCGGUGGAUCUCCGUGCCCGUCUCAAUACCGGAGAAUUCGGGGGAAAGUCAACCCAAACCGACCGAAACAUUCACCUCUCGCGGUUGGAGGAUGAAAUUCCGAAAGCGUAAAUCAACACCUGAUCUUCACUCGAUCCGACCGGGUCAAUGUGUUUAAUCGCGUGUUUCGAUUUUAACAUCACUCUAGUUUUUCACACUUUCGAGAUUGCAUGCAGCGGCAAGCUGCAAGCAAAAAAAAAAAAAAAUAAAACAAACAUCAACCGACAGGUUCACGUGCACUUUUCGCAUGCCACACGUCACACGGCUUUUACUCCGGCACUUGUUUGUACGCUCUGGCCAACAAAUUUGCGGAGGUCGAUGUAAACCAAGUGGAGUUGUGUAUGCGAGUCGCCCCAAAACAACAGCGAAAAAAAUACGAACCCGAAAACCUGAUUUAUAUUGAUUUGGACAUUGAGCACAACAUAAAUAUUCAAUCUAGGUACAUAUCCAAGCGAGGUGUGAAUUUGAAAUAAAUUACUAGUUUUCAAUCAGAAUCGAUCGUGUUCUGCUUUCUACGUUGCUAGCACGGUGUCAGUCAUCCUGAAAAAAAAGGAACCGUACGGAGAACAGGCGCACAAAUGUACUGAGAAAAAAAAUGGUGCAGGAAACGAUAUUCAUUCGAUUAGUCAUUCAUUAAUUAAUCAUUAGCUGGGGGCUGCACUCAGCCAUGCAACGAAG
This is a messenger RNA of Malaya genurostris, 1995 nucleotides long. RefSeq names its product tektin-B1. Bases 100 to 1389 code for a protein of 429 amino acids. Gene Ontology annotation, biological process: cilium movement involved in cell motility; cilium assembly. Lineage: Eukaryota; Metazoa; Arthropoda; Insecta; Diptera; Culicidae. The record is from RefSeq and is a predicted model, not a curated record. Gene Ontology annotation, cellular component: nucleus; microtubule cytoskeleton. The transcript is spliced from 3 exons.